Molecule: messenger RNA, 1626 nt
Organism: Budorcas taxicolor (takin)
Lineage: Eukaryota; Metazoa; Chordata; Mammalia; Artiodactyla; Bovidae
Gene: YES1
Product: YES proto-oncogene 1, Src family tyrosine kinase
Exons: 11
Coding region: 1-1626 (541 amino acids)
Biological process (GO): cell differentiation; innate immune response; cell surface receptor protein tyrosine kinase signaling pathway
Cellular component (GO): extrinsic component of cytoplasmic side of plasma membrane
Molecular function (GO): signaling receptor binding; non-membrane spanning protein tyrosine kinase activity; ATP binding
Source: RefSeq, a predicted model, not a curated record
AUGGGCUGCAUUAAAAGUAAAGAGAACAAAAGUCCAUCCAUUAAAUAUAGACCAGAAAGCACACCAGAGCCCGUCGGUACAGGAGUCGGCCACCACGGAGCAGAGCACGCUGUGGUGGCACCAACAUCCUCCGCAAAGAGCACGUCUGCCAGCUUCAGCAGCCUCUCCCUGACACCAUUCGGAGGGCCCUCGGCGGUGACACCAUUUGGGGGAGCAUCUUCCUCAUUUUCAGUGGCACCAGGUUCAUAUCCUGCUGGUUUAACAGGUGGUGUUACUAUAUUUGUGGCCUUAUAUGAUUAUGAAGCUAGAACUACAGAAGACCUUUCAUUUAAGAAAGGUGAACGAUUUCAAAUAAUUAACAACACGGAAGGAGACUGGUGGGAGGCGAGAUCAAUCGCUACAGGAAAGAAUGGCUACAUCCCAAGCAAUUACGUAGCCCCGGCGGAUUCCAUUCAGGCUGAAGAAUGGUAUUUUGGCAAAAUGGGGAGAAAAGAUGCUGAAAGAUUACUUCUGAAUCCUGGGAAUCAGCGAGGUAUUUUCUUAGUAAGAGAGAGUGAAACUACUAAAGGUGCUUAUUCCCUCUCUAUUCGGGACUGGGAUGAGGUGAGGGGUGACAAUGUGAAGCACUACAAAAUUAGGAAACUUGACAACGGUGGAUACUACAUCACAACCAGAGCACAGUUUGAUACUCUGCAGAAACUGGUAAAACACUACACAGAACAUGCUGAUGGUUUAUGCCAUAAGUUAACAACUGUGUGUCCAACUGUGAAACCCCAGACUCAAGGUCUAGCAAAAGAUGCUUGGGAAAUCCCACGAGAAUCUUUGCGACUAGAGGUUAAACUAGGACAAGGAUGUUUUGGUGAAGUAUGGAUGGGAACGUGGAAUGGAACCACAAAAGUAGCAAUCAAAACACUGAAGCCAGGUACAAUGAUGCCAGAAGCUUUUCUUCAAGAGGCUCAAAUAAUGAAAAAACUAAGACAUGAUAAACUUGUUCCACUAUAUGCUGUUGUUUCUGAAGAGCCGAUUUACAUUGUUACUGAAUUUAUGUCAAAAGGGAGCUUAUUAGAUUUCCUGAAGGAGGGAGAUGGAAAGUAUCUGAAGCUCCCACAGCUGGUUGACAUGGCUGCUCAGAUUGCUGAUGGUAUGGCCUAUAUUGAAAGAAUGAACUAUAUUCAUCGAGAUCUUCGGGCUGCUAAUAUUCUUGUAGGAGAAAACCUUGUGUGCAAAAUAGCAGAUUUUGGCUUAGCAAGGUUAAUUGAAGACAAUGAAUAUACGGCAAGACAAGGUGCAAAAUUUCCAAUCAAGUGGACAGCUCCUGAGGCUGCAUUGUAUGGUCGAUUUACAAUCAAGUCUGAUGUGUGGUCAUUUGGAAUUCUACAGACAGAAUUGGUAACAAAGGGCAGAGUGCCAUAUCCAGGUAUGGUGAACCGCGAGGUGCUGGAGCAGGUGGAGCGAGGGUACAGGAUGCCAUGCCCGCAGGGCUGUCCAGAGUCCCUCCAUGAAUUGAUGAAUCUGUGUUGGAAGAAGGACCCUGAUGAGAGACCAACAUUUGAGUAUAUCCAGUCCUUCCUGGAAGACUAUUUCACUGCUACAGAGCCACAGUACCAGCCAGGAGAAAAUUUAUAA